Messenger RNA from Pelobates cultripes (western spadefoot toad), 552 nucleotides. Lineage: Eukaryota; Metazoa; Chordata; Amphibia; Anura; Pelobatidae. The record is from the annotation of a GenBank genome assembly.
CCUCCUCCUAAUUACACCCCAUACUUUAGCCCACUAUAUCCUAACCUAUCACCUAAAAAUGACGAUGAUUUAGUUCUUGCUGUAGCAGUUGGAUCACAAAGAAUAGCCACUGCUCCAUCAAGUUCCCUUUCUCCCCAAGAUGAGAAGGUUAAACAAAUUCAGCGAAGGUCCCCUAAGGGUAUCCAGACUAGGUAUAAGAAAAAGAUGGGGCUGGGUGUUAAAAGAACAGAUAAAGAUGAUGGAGAGGAGGAAGGGGAAGAAGAAUUUGAUGAAUUAGACACACAACAGACAUAUCCUUUUCUGACUGUUGGAGAUCAAUUAAUUUUGAAACCUUUAACUCCAGGAGAAUUGAAGGACAUAAUUAAAGGAGCUCCAAAUCCUAGAACGAAUCCUUCUGCAUGUAUUAUGUACUUGAAGAGAAUGUGCCAAGGACAGAAUAUGACACAGAUUGACAUAAAGUUAAUUAUUGAUGGACUAUUAGAUUAUGACUCAGAAUCUGGGUGGGAAUGGAAUAGAGUAACCACUGUCAGUGUUCCACUUGAUGGAACCACA